AUGUCGUUCCCACCCGGUUCGAAAUACUUCGAAGUCGUCUUGUGGCCUGACGAGUCAGACUCGACAACCCCAGAAACUACGUCGCCUCCAAUCCAUCCCCCCAUGCUGCAACCAGACGACAUGACAGUCCCACGCAAUUCCAACAAAGUAAUCAUUGAAGGAAAUGCCAAGCUUAGGUCGUCAGCAACUCGUAAUCGACUUCCUAAACCACUGCCCGCUGACAUACCUCACGAGCAUGGCAAGCCCCAUGACGACUCUACGUCACGCCGUCAACCCAUCCCCAAACCCACAAAGCCAAUCUCGACGAAGUCUUCAAAGGAGAAGAUGAAAGGACAGGCAUUAUUCGAAGAUGGCGUAGGACAGAAGGCACACGUCCCUUGCGCCCACUGCAUCAAGAACCCCGAUGGAUGCCGAGUUGCAACAAGCGACCACGUCAAAAGCUACAACACACUCAAAUGCGCAAAAUGCAUCUCGCAAAAGCUAAAAUGCAGCUUCAACAUCGACAAUCCGGGCAUCGAUUACCCAUCUGAUGUGCUCGCGGAGAUUCGCGGGAAAGAGAAGAAUAAAUUGGCGGGUAGGGAGAAAGCUCUGGGGACCCACUGCAAGAAGCAAGAGUCGAGUCUUGGGAAACACCCCAGAAGCGAGACGCCUCCAGCACCCCCGACACCCCCUCGUCGUACCGAAACACUAGAAGACCUCGUCGCCGCUUCGACUUGGAAGGAACCACCCGCGAAAGGGAGAAUUGGUCCCCCACCGCCUAGAAACUGGCAGGCCACGCUAGCGAAGAAGAGAAGACGAGUCUUCUGA
Annulohypoxylon maeteangense is the source of this 807-nucleotide messenger RNA. RefSeq lists its product as uncharacterized. Lineage: Eukaryota; Fungi; Ascomycota; Sordariomycetes; Xylariales; Hypoxylaceae. The record is from RefSeq and is a predicted model, not a curated record. Bases 1 to 807 code for a protein of 268 amino acids. The transcript has a single exon.